CCGCGCUGUGGGAACGUGGUCACGUGAUUGUACCAAGAUGGCGUCGUCCAGCGCCUUCUUCCUCUUGGCCAUCGCUCUUCUCCCGAGGUCUUGCGGUCCCCUGGCGCUAGGGCAUGUUGACCUGCCGGCGCCGCUGCCGUUGGUGAUCUGGCAUGGGAUGGGAGACAGCUGUUGUAAUCCCCUAAGCAUGGGUGCUAUCAAAAAAAUGGUGGAAAUGAAAAUACCUGGAAUUUACGUCUUAUCUCUAGAGAUUGGGAAGACCCUGAUAGAGGAUAUGGAGAACAGCUUCUUCUUGAAUGUCAAUUCUCAAGUAACAACAGCAUGUCAGAUUCUUGCUAAGGACCCUAAGUUGAAGCAAGGCUACAAUGCUAUGGGAUUCUCUCAGGGAGGCCAAUUUCUGAGGGCAGUGGCUCAGAGAUGCCCCUCGCCUCCCAUGAUCAAUCUAAUCUCAGUUGGGGGACAACAUCAAGGAGUUUUUGGACUCCCUCGGUGCCCAGGAGAGAGCUCUCACGUCUGUGAGUUGAUCAGAAAAACACUGAAUGCUGGGGCUUACAACAAAGCUGUCCAAGAACACCUGGUGCAAGCAGAAUACUGGCAUGACCCCAUAAGGGAGGAUAUGUACCGCAACCACAGCAUCUUCUUGGCAGAUAUUAAUCAGGAGAGAGGUAUCAAUGAGUCUUACAAAAAGAACCUGAUGGCCCUGAAGAAGUUUGUGAUGGUGAAAUUCCUUAACGAUUCCAUUGUAGAGCCUGUGGAUUCUGAGUGGUUUGGAUUUUAUAGAAGUGGCCAAGACAAGGAAACCAUUCCCUUACAGGAGACCACUCUAUACACACAGGACCGCCUGGGGCUAAAGGAAAUGGACAAUGCAGGCCAGCUAGUGUUCCUGGGUGUAGAAGGAGACCAUCUUCAACUGUCUGAAGAAUGGUUUUAUGCCCACAUCAUACCCUUCCUUGAAUGAAACUCUUGGAUUUACACCAGAGCUCAGGGAGCCCCCAGCACUUCCAAACCAGUGGAAGACUGUUCCCUUCACACCCAACCUGAGCUCAGAUCCAGCUUGCAACUAAUCCUUCUCUAACAUGCCCUGCUCCAAAAGAUCUAAGAUCCAAAUCUUAUCCUUUGCCUCAUCCUAUCAGCAUGUGGUGUUGAAUGCAAGUUUAAUUAGUUAAUAACCAUGGAGAUUAUUUUACAAUCAUUUGAUGUGGUCAAGCUGUCUUAGAACAGUCUACUGCAGGUCAGUGCCAGAACUGUGCCCAGGCCUAGAAGAGACUGAACUAAAGUGGUCUUUAAAGAGUCUAGCUAGACUCUGAAGGGCAAACAUCUUUCUCAGGAAAAUCUAGCCACAUUUUGAGCCUAGAGAAGGCCAAUACCCAGACCUGAGGUAUUCACAUAAAUGCUGUUUUGCUGGUGGAUAUUUAAUCAGUGCUUGGAAAACUAUUACUUAGAUAACGUUUCUGCAUAAUCUGAGACUGCCCUCCUCUGACUACGUUGCCUUUUGUGACGUCUAGCAAUUAUUAUUUCUGCUAGCCCACCAUCUUGCUUCGGUAGCACUCUUUUUGUCUCCUCAGGUAGUGAUGAAGUAGUUGCUCUGUCACAAAAGGAGGGGACUCAACUGGAUUGCUUAAAGGAGAAAGUAUAUAUUUUACUUAACUUAGGAGGGGCAUGAAGAAAAAUAUAGAAAUGGAAAUGAAAAUUUCACCCUUAAUUAACCUGUCCUCUUAAUAUGACUAGUGGUUGGAUUCUAGAGUCAUUCUGUUUCUGGCUUUAGAGAAUGGAAGGAAAAAUGUGAAGAGAUCAGGCUUUAUUCUAUCUCAAAAAAUCGUAUUUACCAGUACACUCCAAACUUGUUUCUGUUAUGUCCUGUGAAAAAAAGAUUCUUUGCUCAAAAAGCUUGGGAAAUGUUGCAUACCUUAGAGAUCAACUCACAUUAGAAUAUUAAGGACUCUGAAAAUGCCUGUUAUGGUAAAGAAAACUAAGCUUAACCUACCAUUUCCUAUUUGAACUAUUUAAACAUGGACAUCUUGGCCCCCACUCCCUCACACAUUUAAACUUGGUAGUACUUUCUGGAAAACUGUUGUACAGAAUGCCAGUUUGGGGAAAUGAUUAGCUAAACGUGAGGGAAGUACCUUGUUAGUGCUGUGAAGUUUACCCUUUUAUUAUUUUUCCUUCACCUCUCUCAAGCCUUAUUUUUCAACUAAAAUAAGGGCGACGAGUGUGGUGAAUGUGAAAAGAAUUUUAUGAGGUUGUUUUGAGUAGCCUCUUAUCCUUGGUGUCAUUUUUCUUUUCAAUAUUCUUACAUCUGUGUACAGCAAAUAUUAAAGGGAAAUGCUAAGCAA
Pteropus alecto (black flying fox) is the source of this 2333-nucleotide messenger RNA. It is a transcript of the gene PPT1, whose product is annotated as palmitoyl-protein thioesterase 1. Gene Ontology annotation, biological process: nervous system development; receptor-mediated endocytosis; protein depalmitoylation. Bases 38 to 958 code for a protein of 306 amino acids. Gene Ontology annotation, cellular component: lysosome. Lineage: Eukaryota; Metazoa; Chordata; Mammalia; Chiroptera; Pteropodidae. Gene Ontology annotation, molecular function: palmitoyl-(protein) hydrolase activity. The transcript is spliced from 9 exons. The record is from RefSeq and is a predicted model, not a curated record.